Messenger RNA from Aspergillus pseudotamarii, 1646 nucleotides. RefSeq names its product dienelactone hydrolase. The transcript is spliced from 3 exons. The record is from RefSeq and is a predicted model, not a curated record. The coding region runs from base 107 to 1576 and encodes 489 amino acids. Gene Ontology annotation, biological process: polyketide metabolic process. Lineage: Eukaryota; Fungi; Ascomycota; Eurotiomycetes; Eurotiales; Aspergillaceae.
CCAUCCACUCUGUUCCUGAUGUUACCAAAUUUCUAUCAUCGAGUUCACCCGUGGGAAAGCAAAAUCCAGAAGGGACCCGAAAACAAAAACAGGGAAAGAAAGGCAAAUGGCCACCAUUUCCAUCAAUGCCCCCGGAGCAACAGGCUUCCUAUACAAUAACGCCUCCGGUAAAGCGCGACUGUGCAUUUCGGCUGAGACGCCGGACUUUGACACGGAGAUAUUGCGGAACUGGCGCGAUGAGGGUUUCGAUGUGAUCUACGUUCCGUAUGAUGGGGACUCAAGGGAGUAUGUUGCCCGACUAAAGAGUGUGAAGGAGGGAUUGGGGGUGGGGGAGAAUUAUGCUGUUCUUGCCUUCGGAGACGCUGCCUCAUUUUGUUUGGACUACUACCUCAAACCUACCAACUGUAGUCGUCUUUGCGCUUUAGUCACCUAUUAUCCCACCAACAUCCCCGACCCCCGGUCGCGGUACCCGCCUUCUGUCCAGAUCUUGACGCACCUGGCCGGCACCACUGUCGAUGUGACGACUACUCCGACUUUGGUGGGGCUACAGGGGAAGAAGAAGCGGAGUACACGGCAGAUCAACCCGGGCAUGGGGACUGGUGAGCGGUUGAACAUCGGUCAUACGGCGUAUACAUAUGAGUAUGUGGAGCCCGGGUUCGCAGAGCAUGAUCUAGAAGAGUAUGAUCGACUGGCGUGUGACCUGGCGUUUAGUCGAACGUUACAGGUUCUCCGAAGAGGGUUCAACAAGGAUGUGGAUGUGGAGGAAAAAUGGGAGGAACAUCUGGAAGCCAGGUUCUUCUCCAUGAACCUGUCCAACACCAUGGAACCAUAUGUGAGCCAUAUCAACCCCGCCGUGACAUAUGUCCCCACAGUGAGUGGUGGCAUCGGCAAUCACGCUUUGCGACGGUUCUACGAGCAGAGCUUCCUGCGCCAACUACCACCCUCUAUGCGGUUGCGGCUAAUCUCGCGGACGAUCGGGGUUGACCGGGUGGCUGAUGAGUUGCACGCGGCAUUCCAGCAUACGCAGGAGGUCCCUUGGAUGUUACCCGGUGUGCCGCCGACUAAUAAGCAGGUGGAGGUUAUCCUCGUUAGCAUUGUCAGCCUGCGGGCGGGUCGACUGUCUUCUGAGCAUGUAUAUUGGGAUCAGGCGAGUGUUCUGGUCCAGGUCGGACUGCUGGAUCCAAAGCUAGUCCCUCAGGGGGUAAAUGGGGUUGAUCGGUUGCCUGUGGUUGGACGGGAGGCUGCUAGACGGAUUUUGGAUGAGAAUCCUGAGGUUGAAAAGAAAGAGUACCACAACCGAUUGAUUCGCAGAGCGAAAGCCAAGAAUAAAGGGAAGGACGGUGUGACGCCUGGAGUAGAGGAGUCUGGCACAGAAUACUUCAAGAGCGAAGCCGAAAAACCUCUAGAGAAUGGUAAGGGCAAGGGAAAGACUGUUCAGAAACAGCCACCGGAGCAUGGACCGGAGGGCAACGAGAGCCACAAGAACAACAACGAAGAAGAUGGACCAGAUAGGGCUCAGACACCUACCCCGUCCAAGGGCUCUGCAUCAGUGGAAGAUGCAAAUGACGAAGAAUGAGCAAUGUCAUGAUAUACCCAAUCAACACCUGUUAGUGUGUACCUAAUUAGCGUAAUACGGUAACUUUCUC